ACCACUUUAUAUGUUGUGGGUUUUGUCUCAUUAUGAUUAAUUUGUUGGUUUAAUUAGCUUCAACGGAAUAUUUCGAUGUGAUAUGAAAUGGUCUUAAUAAUUAACCACUAAAAUUAAUUCUUUGUUAAUUAUGCGAGGUAAAUUGCGUUUUAAAGUGACUACUUUUGCUAUUAACAAAAAACACAAAAUGAAUGUAAUUAGGAACUAAUUAGUGGGCCUAGUAAAGCUGCAAUGGAAUAUUAAUUUAGUGUCUAAAGAUUUAACACUAAAUUUAUUAUCUGUGGAUCAUAUUAGGUACAUUUUGUUCAAUGCAAUGUUUAUUAUUAUUUUUUAUUUUUAAAACAACUGAUAUUCAGAAAGUCGAUAUGUAACCAUUAAAGUUUGAUGGAUCGACUGAAGCAUUAAAAAUUUCAAUUAUCUUAACCCAAUUUGGCCUACAUUUUGUUACCAUGACCAAAAUUUUGCAAAACCAACAUUCAAAAUUGCCAUGAUUUUACAAAAUUUAAGAAAUAGUGGCUUAUGUGUGUGAACAACUUAGGAAAUCCUGUCGCUUCGUGAAACUACUUUGGUAAUGAAAUUCGCGGCUGGCGUGGCGGCUCGAAUUAGCGGCUGGACUUUUCGGCCGUAAAUUGAGAAUUCGCGGCUGGCAUUCGCGGCUGGGAAUUCGCGGCUGAGAAUUCGCGGCUAUCUUCAGCUUGGUACGGAUCAGGCAAAUCCUUCGACGAUGGAGGUAGACCUUCGUGCUUCGACGUACAUCCAAAGAUCGUCACGAAGAACACAAAGAAACUAACCCAGAAUAUGAUUGGACAGGGACAAGGUGCACGACAAAGAUGGCGGCAAGCAUGAUGAAGGUCUAUAGUGAAAAGUGAUAACCCCAAGCAGUCAAUACCUCCGUCCUGAGCCGAAGGUGUUUUGCUCAACUUCGCUUCAUUUCAGUCAAUCCAAAGAUAUUGAGAUGGCUAGCGAUCAACCUGCCGUUACUGCACGGACCAGACUGCCAGUGAUAGUGAUGCUUGUUCUAUGCACGGCGCUGAGUGUUGUCUUUUAUUUGCGGGUUCCCUUUGGACAAAUACAAGAGAUUCCUCUAGGUAAUGUUAAACCAAAACAAAGACACAUCACUCAUGCUACAAACAGACACCUUGUCGAGGAACAGCUACGGAAUAUCACGCAGCAUGUGGAACCGUUACGUCCAUCUUCCAUCGGUGCAGCAGACCAGGAAACGGUCACCCUAGACUUUACCACAACCAAGAAGAAGGAACAGGUGCAGAGAAAAGCAACUCUCCGUGAGGCGUGUAAACAGAAGAUCAGCUCAGGAGUGGAUGUCAGGAAUAACCCACCAGCUCGAAUAUAUGUAGAUGAGGAAUAUAAGGUUCUGUAUUGUUCCGUGCCGAAAAUCGCUUGCACGAGCUGGAAGAAAGUAUUCCUAGUAUUAAUGAAAGCUUUUAAAACGACCGAAGAGAUAUCUCAGUAUUACACCAACCGGGCUGGGAAGAAACAGUUGAAGGAGCUGAGAGAUUUCUCGCCCUUCCAAAUCGACAGGAUAUUGAAAACCUAUACCAAGUUCAUGUUCGCGAGGCACCCGUUUUCGCGGGUGCUGUCGGCAUUUAAGAACAAACUGGCACCAGACUCGUCUUUUGAGCGAGCGGUCCUUUGGCAGCGAUCAGUGGGCAAGCGGAUAAUCGAUAGGUAUCGGGAUAAGGAUCAUCUACCCCAGACUGCCGAUAAUUACGAUCUGACAUUCAAUGAGUUCAUCAAAUACCUUAUCGAUCCUGAAGCCAAUGGUAACAAUCUUCACUGGUCGGAGAUCUACAAACAGUGCCUUCCCUGUGACAUCGACUAUGACAUCAUCGGUAAAUUUGAGACUUUACAGUCGGACUCCAAGUUUAUUCUGAAUCUAAUUAACGCUGAGGGUGUUGUCUUUCCCGGAUCAGACUCGAGCAGUCCUACGGGCAGUUCAAAUCAGACCUACUUGGAACUGCAUUUUAAGGACGUGCCGCUUGUGGACUUGCAAAAACUCUAUGAGCGUUUCCGGUUAGAUUUUCAGUUGUUCGGGUACGACCCUCCAACACUUGCCUUUAAAGGCAGUUAGUAUUAGGUAAUAGACCUUAUCGCAAAUACCAAUGCGCAAGCGCAGACUGUUGAA
Molecule: messenger RNA, 2143 nt
Organism: Asterias rubens (European starfish)
Lineage: Eukaryota; Metazoa; Echinodermata; Asteroidea; Forcipulatida; Asteriidae
Product: carbohydrate sulfotransferase 13-like
Exons: 5
Coding region: 956-2089 (377 amino acids)
Biological process (GO): carbohydrate biosynthetic process
Cellular component (GO): membrane
Molecular function (GO): sulfotransferase activity
Source: RefSeq, a predicted model, not a curated record